AUGAAGGUAAUUUUGGGUACAUUAAUAUCAUACUCGCUGAAACUUCGUGAUCAACACGGCGUCUCGAUAGUUGGCCGUGUUAAGCGUGGUCUACCUCCACCAGCUGUUUCAGCUUUUACUAAUAUUUCGCCUUUGCUUAUAUCGGCUAUUACGAUUACUGUUGUCAGUCUAUGUCUCAAUAUCUCUGUGACUAAAAUGUUUGCUCGAAAGUAUGACUACAAAGUACGCUCGAACCAGGAACUACUUGCUUAUGGAUUGGGAAACAUUUCCUCGUCAUUUUUUCAAUGCUAUCCAAGUUCAGGCUCAUUAAGUCGUUCAAUGGUACAAGGAGAAAGUGGUGGCAAAACAUCACUUAUUGGUGGUUUUUCUUCUGUGAUUUUAGCUGCCGUAAUUCUAGUGCUAUCACCUCUACUUGAAUCUCUUCCUAUGCCGUGUUUAGCCGGUAUUAUCAUUGUCAAUCUCAAAGGGCUCCUGCUUAAAGUUACUGACUUUACUUAUUAUUAUCGUAUUAGUAUGAUGGAAGCCGUAAGUCGAAUGAGCAAUAGUGAAACAUCUUAUCAUAGCAACAUCUCUUUUUCCAUACAAUAG
Rotaria sp. Silwood1 is the source of this 588-nucleotide messenger RNA. The record is from the annotation of a GenBank genome assembly. Lineage: Eukaryota; Metazoa; Rotifera; Eurotatoria; Philodinida; Philodinidae.